GGCUGCCAGAUGUUGGGGCGGCAGCGGCUGGAGCUACCGAGAGAGCAAGGAGCCCGGGAGUAAGGCAAGGGUGAGGACGCCGCUGGCGGGCCGACCCGGCCCACUCUGCGCCGCUCCCGCGGGAGGUCGAGAAGGAGCCGGCCGACCCGGAGAGGGCUACAGGCACCGGCAGCCAACAUGCACAGCGCUCGGCUUGACAGCUUCCUGAGCCAGCUCCGCUGGGAACUGCUGUGUGGUCGGGACACAGGCUCACCUCCAGUGCCUGGCCCACUGCAACCAAAACCCAAAACCGACCCAAGUGUACAACCCAAGCGCCCGUUCAGGGCCUCGGAUGCGUUGGAAGAGGACUCUGUGUGCUGUGUGGACGAGGAGGAGGAAGAGGAGGCCUUGGUGGCAGAAGACAGGGGUGUACCCGCGGGAUGUCCCAGGGAACAUGCCCUAGACUGGGACUCCGGCUUCUCCGAGGUGUCUGGCAGUACUUGGCGAGAGGAAGAGCUGUCUGUACCCCAGCGCCAAGCACCCCCAGAACGGCGACCCUGUAGCCAGCGUUUCUCAGUCAGUGACCUCCCCCUGCGCAGCAGGGCAGCUGUAACCAACAUCCCAGCCGCCCACCGCCCACGGCCCAAGUCUACCCCAGACGCUUGCCUGGAACACUGGCAGGGACUGGAAGCGGAAGACUGGACCGCAGCCCUGCUAAACCGGGGCCGCAGUCGGCAGCCCCUGGUGCUGGGGGAUAACUGUUUUGCCGACUUAGUUCACAACUGGAUGGAGCUGCCUGAGGCAGCCAGCGAGGGGAGUGAUGGAGGCGUACCCCGGCCACGUGCUCGACCCCCUCAGUUCCUGCUUGGCCUCUCUGAGCAGCUACGGCGUAGGCUGGCCAGGGCCCGGCGGGCAGCUAUGGCAGGAAAGCGGCUGUCAUGCCCACCUCGCCCAGAACCUGACCUGCCUGCGGACAUCUCACGAUUUGCAGCCCUCAUGAACUGUCGAAGCCGUCAACCCAUCAUCUACAACGAUAUCAGCUACCUCUGACCUUGCCCUCCAGCUAGGGACAAUA
Messenger RNA from Psammomys obesus (fat sand rat), 1054 nucleotides. RefSeq names its product inka box actin regulator 1 (gene Inka1). Gene Ontology annotation, molecular function: protein serine/threonine kinase inhibitor activity; protein kinase binding. Lineage: Eukaryota; Metazoa; Chordata; Mammalia; Rodentia; Muridae. The record is from RefSeq and is a predicted model, not a curated record. The coding region runs from base 178 to 1029 and encodes 283 amino acids. The transcript has 2 exons. Gene Ontology annotation, cellular component: nucleus.